Cercopithifilaria johnstoni is the source of this 573-nucleotide messenger RNA. The record is from the annotation of a GenBank genome assembly. NCBI's taxonomy places the organism in Eukaryota, Metazoa, Nematoda, Chromadorea, Rhabditida, Onchocercidae.
AUGUGGCAGUUUUGUGCGAUACUCUUUGCUGCAUGGUUUCAUUACUGCAUUGCUUAUGAUACUGUUAUUCUUUCAACUCUGAAUCUGAAAAAAAUGACAGUAGAAGACCUGGCAGUAUCCUCAAAAGUACUGGCUAUUGGUAUUAAGGAUUUCUCAUUACCAAAUUUUGGCAUAUAUGCCCAAGCCUAUCGCGCCGAAAACUCUGAUGCCCCUUUUGCAUCAGUAAUGCAGAUCUUCCCUUAUCAGAAAGCGCUUCCAAUGGAGAAUCCAUUAAUGGUGACUUCUAACAAUGGCGAUGUUCAUAAAUCAGCUGUUGGUGUAGACUACAUUACAUUUGAUAGUUUUGAAGAUUUGCAUGAUCUUCUAGCAUCUAAUGAGAAUUUUAAAGGCUAUCAGACAGUUGUUAUUUCUUCUCAGGAUGCUUUCGAAAAAGAAUUGAUUCGUCGCAAGCGUGUUUCCUCGGAUGUUAGUUUUGAUGACGUGCUAUCAUCUGAUGAAGUUCCGAAAGCAAAUAGUCGACAGCGGUUAUCUGCUGCAGAUCGUGUAAUUUUUUCUUUAUCUCAACAAUUUUAA